This is a messenger RNA of Scomber japonicus (chub mackerel), 3141 nucleotides long. It is a transcript of the gene zbtb47b, whose product is annotated as zinc finger and BTB domain containing 47b. Gene Ontology annotation, biological process: regulation of transcription by RNA polymerase II. The coding region runs from base 137 to 2380 and encodes 747 amino acids. The record is from RefSeq and is a predicted model, not a curated record. NCBI's taxonomy places the organism in Eukaryota, Metazoa, Chordata, Actinopteri, Scombriformes, Scombridae. Gene Ontology annotation, cellular component: nucleus. Gene Ontology annotation, molecular function: DNA-binding transcription factor activity, RNA polymerase II-specific; protein binding; RNA polymerase II cis-regulatory region sequence-specific DNA binding. The transcript has 6 exons.
GAGAGAAAAGAUUGAGGAUAAGGCAAAAAAACUGGAGAAAUGUGAGAAAUUCAACGGUCAUUUUCAUGGCGAAGGGAAAACUGGUGCGAAAGGAGUUAUUCUGGGACUCCUUUGAGCCUCGAAACGCUGGAUCAAAAUGCUCAUAGUGGAGAAGACCACAGACUUUCCCUCUGCUGAGUUCUCUCUGGUGGAGGAUGUGGCUCUGCACUUCACCUGUUUGAUGGACAGGCUGAAUGAGCAGCGCCUCUUCCAGCCUGACCUGUGUGACGUAGACAUCGUUCUGGUGCGUCAGCACAGCACCUUCCCAGCUCACAAGGGCGUGCUGGCGGCCUACAGCCCAUUCUUCCACUCCCUUUUCGCCCAAAGCAAACAGCUGCGACGGGUGGACCUGUCGCUGGAUGCCCUAACGUCACAGGGCCUGCAGCAAAUCCUCAACUUCAUCUACACCUCCAAACUGCUGGUGAGCAGCCGCACUGUUCGCGACGUGCUGAACGCUGCUACACUGCUUCAGAUGAGCGACAUUGCAGCUUCCUGUCGUGACCUCAUCAGCAGCCACUCGCUGAGAACCACCUGCUUAGAUAUGGCCAAUCAGGAAGGGCUCAGCAGCAGUGACCCAGCUACUGUGGCGAUGCCUCCCAGUCAGCUGUACCGGGAGAUCAAACAGGAGUCAGAGUUGGGCAGGGUGUACACACGGGAGGGCAGCAGCCCGUUUUCUGUUAAAGUGGAGGAGGCAGGCAAAGCGGCUUCCCAUCCGAAGCAAUACUACACAAAGGAUGAGGGGUCUGUGGGUGGGGCUGGCACAGGUGUGGUCGCUUUGUGCAAAGUUGAGGGCAAUGGGGAGGAGUCAAAGACCACAGAGGGCCACACCUCCUUCAACAGAGAUCAGAUCAUAGUUGAAGUCAACCUCAACAACCAGACUCUUAAUGUGUCAAAAGGGUCAGAGGGCAAAUCAGCAACCGCUGCAGAGACAGCCACUAUGUUCAGUCAUUGCUGUGACAACAAGAGAGAUUCAGAGGAUGAUGAUGAGAAUGAGGCAGAGAAUGAUGAUGCAGUUGGAGACGAGGAUGAUGAUGAUGACCUAAAGAGGGCUGACAUACUGGGGCAGAGCAGCGAAGAGGAAGAUGAGGAGGAGGAUGAGGAAGAGGAGGAGAACACCCUCAACAUUCCAGGUUUGGAGCAGCCAGCAAUGAUGGAUCGACCUCGUCGGGGCACCAGAGCCUUGACCAUGGCAGGUACAACUGCUUCCAUGCGGCAGACACUCACAGAGGCCACGCUGGCCAACCAGCGGCCAGGUGGGAAGAGGACGCUGGACGCAGAGGGCCUUGGCCAGAAAGUGAGGCUGGAGGAAAAGCAACAUUUCCCAUGCAAGAAAUGCCCUCGCGUCUUUAACAACCGCUGGUACCUGGAAAAACACAUGAAUGUCACUCACAACCGCAUGCAGAUCUGCAAUAACUGUGGGAAACGCUUCCUGCUGGAGAGUGAGCUGCUGCUGCACCAACAGACCGACUGUGAGAAGAGCAUCCAGUGUGUAACAUGUGGCAAGGCUUUCAAGAAGCUGUGGUCGUUACACGAGCAUAACAAGAUCGUCCACGGCUACGCGGAGAAGAAGUUUUCCUGUGAGAUCUGUGAGAAGAAGUUCUACACCAUGGCUCAUGUCAGGAAGCACAUGGUCGCUCAUACGAAGGACAUGCCAUUCACCUGUGAGACGUGCGGGAAGUCGUUCAAGCGCAGCAUGUCCCUGAAGGUUCACUCUCUGCAGCACUCUGGAGAGAAACCCUUCAAGUGUGAGAACUGUAGUGAGCGCUUCCAGUAUAAAUACCAGCUGCGUUCCCACAUGAGUAUCCACAUCGGACACAAGCAGUUCAUGUGCCAGUGGUGCGGAAAGGACUUCAAUAUGAAACAGUACUUCGAUGAACACAUGAAAACACACACUGGAGAGAAGCCGUACAUCUGUGAGAUUUGUGGGAAAAGCUUCACGAGUCGGCCCAACAUGAAGCGCCACCGUCGCACACACACCGGGGAGAAGCCCUACCCCUGCGAGGUGUGCGGCCAGCGCUUUCGCUUCUCCAACAUGCUCAAGGCCCACAGGGAGAAAUGCUUCCGCGUCAGCAACCCCAUGGUUACCGCCGGCAACGACCCCCUCGGCCUCGAUCAGCCUCUGGCCUCGCCCACCGUGGACUCUUCUGGUCAGGUCCAGCUGGGGACGACACUCCCCGCCCCACCUGUGACCACACCCGCUGCUGCCUCUAGCCCCCACCCUCUCCAUGGCACCCAGCUGUCUCUCCCCCUGCUGCACUCCAUGGGGGGGCUGCCUCCCACCCCACAUUUACCCCCUCCUCCUCCCCUGUUCUCUGCCGGUAGGAUGAACUCCAACAACUAACAAAUCUCUGUAGCAUCGAAAGCACUUUGUUACUUUUGUUUUAUUAUUUUUCUUUGAGCUUUUGAGAGGACUCCUGCAGAGGGAGAGCGAUGCACCUCCAGUGACAUUUACACUGAGGGGGAAAAAACUGAAUGAUGGCUACAUGAAGGCCUCAUUAAAAAAAAAAUAAAUAAAACACACAUACACCUGCAGUACCACAAUAAGAAAUAGUUAUUUUUUACUCUGUCGAAUACAAUAGAUAACCUCAGAGUCCAGUUGGACGUGUCUUCACCAUACUUCCCCUCAUGAAUUUCACAACCCUGUUCCGGUUUCAUUUGGGAUUUUUCCGACACCACGCGCAUCUCUCCAGAGCCUUGCACAAUGCAUUGAUUGUAGCAUCUUUUACAAAAGUGGGAGGAAGAGUUUCCUCAAUCUUCACUCAUACAGGGGUCAUCAGUCAAGUGAGAACCACACGAAGAUGAAAGAAUUUUUUUAUUUUCAUUCUCUGCCAAGAUGUAGCAAGUGGUUCUGGUCUGACCCAGCAAUAACCAAAUGCUGAUUUGUCUUUGAGCAUAUACAUGUAUAUGGCAUUGCCAAUAACCAAAUCCUGUUAGCUCACCUGCUAUAGUUAGGUAAUGUUAUAAAGCAUUUAUAAUCAAUCCUGCACCUUACAUUUAACUCUAGUGAUAUUUAAAAUGUACUCCUAACUGUCUCCAUUUUUAUAAUCGUGAUCGUGUGUAAUUUGUGGCACGUUACGUCAUUCGUGAGGACUAAAGAGAAGU